AUGACACAGAUGUCCUAUAAGAUUACUGGAAAGCUGCUUACCAGCAUUUGUGUUAGUCAGCUCACAGAGAAGAAAAUAACUUGUGAGUCUCUUGUAACUGAACUUGAUCUUGUGGAAAUUUGGGAACAUUGUCCAGGAGCUGCUAAAAGACAAACUUCUGUGGCACAAACCUACAUAUCUUUAGAAGAUAUCCAAGAACCCAAGAGUGCAGUUUCUUUUCGCCUGACUGACAAGGAAUCCGGGGAGCCUUCUCAUUCUACUGAAAAGAAACUACUUUCGGACCACAGAGAAGCUGAGAAACAGUGGUUGCUCAGAAGAAGGCGAUCUAUCCUGUUUCCUAAUGGUGUAAAAACCUGCCCAGAUGAAAGCAUUACAGAGGCUGUGGCAAAGCAUGUAAAGUACUUUAAAGUACGAGUGUGUCAGGAAGCUGUCUGGGAAGCCUUCCGGACAUUUUGGGAUCGACUUCCUGGACGUGAGGAAUAUCGUUACUGGAUGAAUUUGUGUGAGGAUGGAAACACAACUAUAUUUGAAAUGGGCACAAAUUUUAGUCAGUCUGUGGAACAUAGAAAUUUAAUUAUGAAGAAAAUGACAUAUACAAAGGAAACUGUAAGCAGCCCUGAAUUGUCAUCUCCAGUUCCUGUUGGUGAUGCCCCAACAUCAGGAGGUGCUGUUGUCAGUGUUCCAUAUCCAGGGGUGACCACCUCUGAAGGUAUCUCAGAUCGCAGCAAGGAGAGGCCUGGGGAGAGUAUUAGUAAUGAAAUUGAGAAUGUCAUGGAAGAAACCACAAAACCAGCAACUGAGCAGAUUGCAGAGUUUAGUAUCCACCUUUUGGGAGAGCAAUAUAGGGAAGAACUACAGGAUCCCUCCAACUUUCAGCACCAGCACCUUGUAGAAGAGUUUAUUUCAGAGGUUGAAAAUGCAUUUACUGGGUUACCAGGCUAUAAGGACAUCCGUGUACUUGACUUUAGGUCACCCAAGGAAAAUGGCAGUGGUUUAGAUGUUCACUAUGCAGUGACCUUCAAUGGUGAGGCCAUCGGCAAUACCACCUGGGACCUAAUUAGCCUUCAUUCCAACAAGGUGGAAAACCAUGGUCUUGUGGGACUGGAUGAUAAGCCCACUGCUGUUUAUGCAAUUAGUAACUUCAGAGAUUAUAUUGCUGAGACACUGCACCAGAAUUUUUUGUUGGGGAAUUCCUCUUUGAAUCCAGAUCCUGACUCCCUCCGGCUUAUCAAUGUGAGAGGGGUUUUACUUCCUGAAACUGAAGACCUAGUUUGGAACACCCAAAGUUCAAGUCUUCAGGCAACCCUACCAUCCAUUUUGGAUAAUACCCUUCAAGCUGAAUGGCCCUCAGCAGAUGAAUCCACCACCAGCAGUAUUUCACCACUUGAUUUCAGCUCUGGUCCUCCCUCAACCAAUGGCAGGGAACUCUGGUCAGAAAGCCCUUUGGGUGAUUUAGUGUCUACACCCGAAUUAGCCUUUCCCGCGAAGGUGGGCCUCAGUUCUUCCCCAGAGGUUUUAGAGGUUAGCAGCUUGACUCUUCAUUCUGUCACCCCAGCAGUGCUUCAGACUGGCUUGCCUGUGGUUUCUAAGGAAGGAACUUCUGGAUCUCACAUAUUAGAAGAUGGAUUAAUCAAAGUUGAAGGGCCAGAAGAGAUUCUUUCUGUUCAUUCAUUGCCUUCAAGUCCAUUCACUCAUCCAGUGCCAAAGGAAACGAUAUCAUCUGUGGAAGACUCUGAAGUGUCUUUGACAUCCUCACCAUAUCUGGCCUCCUCUGUCACUUUGGAUCUUGCUAAAGAAACAAUGAUACCUUUUGGCUUAGACUCUUUGGCCUCCAAAGUCAAAGGCCAAUUGGAAGUGAGCACUUUGAUGCCAGACACAUCCAUAGAAAAAGAGUUUAUAUUUGAGAGUGGUUUAGGUUCAGGAUCUGGGCAAAAGGUGGAUCUGAUUACUUGGCCAUGGAGUGAGACUUCAUUAGAGAAGAGUUCUGAACCACUGUCUAAGUCAUGGCUUGAAGAUCAGGAAUCACUUAUGCCAACUGAAGGUAUAGAUGAGAAAUUAGGUAUAGAUGACAAAGAUUCCACAGGGCAAAGUACUGAGCAUUUAAAAUAUGGAUAUUAUGAUAGAUCCUCACACUUUGCAGAGGAAGAGCUCAUUGGUGGACCUACUGUGCCCAUCUUUGCAGAGACCACAACUGAAUCUGCAUCUCUAAUUCUCUCCAAGCAAAUAUCAGAGGCACCUGACAUUGAUGAUUACUCAGUUACCAAAGCACCUCUUCUAUUGACAGCUAUAGCAAUCUCUGCUUCUACUGGUAAACCAGAGCUACCAUUUCUAAAGAAGGAUAUGGAACAAACUAUAGAGUCAUCCGACCGUGAAUGGUUUGACAGCAAGGUUUCAAUAAUGAAGCCAGAUAUGCAACCUUUGGGGACCAUAUUGCCAGAAUCAGAUGUAGUUUGGGCAAGAACUUCUUCCCUGGGGAAAUUGUCCAGAGACAUAUUGGCAACUACACUGCAGAGUACUGACAAGCUCUGGCUGAAAUCUUCCAUGACACAGUCUACCAAAUUGUCUCCAACCACAAGCUCCACCCUGCUAGAGGAUGAAGUAAUUAUGGGUGUACAGGAUAUUUCAUUAGAACUGGACCGGAUAGGCACAGAUUACUAUCAGCCUGAGGUAAUCCCUGAGGAAAAUGGCAAGGUUGGUAGUUAUGUGGAAAUGUCUACAAAUGUUCAGUCCACAGAGAGGGCUAUUGUGGUGCAACCCACAGAAGGAGGUGACUUGAGUCAUACCCAGACUGCAGGAGCUUUGGUGGUUUUCUUCAGCCUCCGAGUGACAAACAUGAUGUUUUCGGAAGACCUAUUUAAUAAAAACUCUUUGGAGUAUAGAGCACUGGAGCAAAGAUUUUUGGAACUGCUGGUUCCCUACCUCCAGUCAAAUCUCACAGGGUUCCAGAAUUUAGAAAUCCUGAACUUUAGAAAUGGCAGUAUUGUGGUGAACAGCCGAAUGAAGUUUGCCAAGUCUGUCCCUCCUAAUGUCAACAAUGCUGUAUACAUGAUUCUGGAAGACUUCUGUACCACGGCCUACCAGACCAUGAACUUGGCUAUUGAUAAAUACUCCCUCGAUGUGGAAUCAGGUGAUCAAGCCAACCCUUGCAAGUUUCAGGCAUGCAAUGAAUUUUCUGAGUGUUUAGUCAACCCCUGGAGUGGAGAAGCAGAGUGCAGAUGCCACCCUGGGUACCUGAGUGUGGAAGAACUGCCCUGUCAGAGUCUCUGUGACCUACAGCCUGACUUCUGCUUGAAUGAUGGAAAGUGUGACAUUAUGCCUGGACAUGGGGCCAUUUGUAGAUGCCGGGUGGGUGAGAACUGGUGGUACCGAGGUGAGCACUGUGAGGAGUUUGUGUCUGAGCCCCUGGUAAUAGGCAUCACCAUUGCCUCUGUGGUUGGACUUGUCCUCGUUUCGUCUGCUGUUGUCUUCUUCCUCGUCAGGACUCUUCAGACUCGUCAUGUUAGGAGAGAGAGAGAGAGGCUCAGCAGCAGGCAGCCUGACAGCCUCUCAUCAAUUGAAAAUGCUGUGAAGUACCCUGCAUAUGAAAGCCAUGUGGCUGGACCUGAGCAGUAUGAGGGGCCCUAUCCUCACAACCCCUUCUACAGCUCUGCAAGUGGAGAGAUGAUUGGUGGUCUGAGCAGGGAAGAAAUCAGGCAAAUGUAUGAGAACAGUGAGCUUUCCAAAGAGGAAAUUCAAGAAAGAAUGAGAAUUUUGGAACUGUAUGCCAAUGAUCCUGAGUUUGUAGCUUUCGUGAGAGAACAUCAAAUGGAAGAGCUUUAAUCAAAACUUUUAUUAUGAAACUGAUCAGAAGCCUAGAGAAGAUGGAGAUCACUUGUUACCUAUGUCAUAUAAUUAACCUGGAUUUUGACCUCUGUUGGAAGAAGAGUGAAAAAAUUAAAAAUUAAAAAAUUAAAUUUGGGGACAAAAUUUUUUCUAGCUUAAAAUUUCAGAAUGUAGUAAGAGAUGUGACCAUUUUUAUACCUACAAAGACCAAAAGCUGUAUUUAAAGAAACUCAAAGCUGUAUGGGUUCUGGGAAGUAUUCUACAAGAAAAACUUGGGCCUAGGAGUUGGGACUGAAUUCAUUAUCUGUUCUGAAUCUCGAAAGUGUGUCUUAACUGUGGCUCAGGUUUUCCUGGAAGAAGAUAACAGGAGACCAUUGCAAGAGAAGGCAGGCUUAGUAACAAUAUUUUGUAGCAUGUUUGUUAUUGUUAGGUGGAAGGAGAAGCUUUUGAAGUAGUUUUAAUAUAGUUUAUAGUCAGACAUUCAUCUACAUAAAAAAUAUUAAGUUUUUUUUGGCAAUUACACUAUUGUAGAAAAAGUAACCUUUUUGCUGUAGUAUAGAGUUAGGCUUGUACUUCAAUUUCCACCAGAAUUUUGAAUUUCCUGAGCAUAUGAAUCAAGACCACAUUAUUGUUAAGUAUGUCAAUAUCCUAUUUUUUUUAGUUGUCAAGGGCAUUACAUAUGUAUAAUUUUUAAAAAAUGUUUAUUUAUUUAUU
Molecule: messenger RNA, 4536 nt
Organism: Prionailurus viverrinus (fishing cat)
Lineage: Eukaryota; Metazoa; Chordata; Mammalia; Carnivora; Felidae
Gene: IMPG2
Product: interphotoreceptor matrix proteoglycan 2
Exons: 20
Coding region: 1-3819 (1272 amino acids)
Biological process (GO): visual perception
Molecular function (GO): heparin binding; hyaluronic acid binding
Source: RefSeq, a predicted model, not a curated record